AUGAGUUAACAUAUCAAAAAUACUGGGAGUCAGAUUACUUUGCAUUAAAGUCCUUCUAGAAUUGUUAAAGAAGUUUCAGAAGUUUCCAAAGAAGCAGCAGCCAGGAAGAUGUUGGAAAAGAGAAUAAAUGAGUUGGAAAUCAAAUUGAAAUAAUAAGAAAAUGUUAUACAGGGAUACUAAACCUAAUUAAAUGAGGCAUCUUAAGAAGCAGAAUAAAUAGGUAAAUAAUUUGAAGAAGCACUUAAUGACGUUAGAUAAAUGAGAUUGCUCGGAGAAAAGAAAGACCUGUAAAUUGGAAUGUUGUUGGAAGAAAAUGAUAAAGUUGUUUAAUUAUUGGAAAUUAAGACUAAUAAUUAAUCCACAGAAUUUUUUGACACUAUUUAAAAGUUAGAAUAAUAAGUGAAAGAUCGAUAUAUUUGUGAAAAAAGAUUAAAUGAUGAAAUUCAAACUUCAAAAAUUAAAGUAUUCAUUCAAACUAACAACUAGCUACAUUAAGUUGAAGAAUAACUUAAAGAUAAAAAUCGUCUUAUAGAGGAUUUAAAAGAUAAAUUGACUCACUUAGAAAAGCAGUGCAAUUCUGAUACUUCAUUAGGAGUGCUUGCAAAUAAAAGAGGAAUAGAGAUUGAAAUGUUAACUCUUUAAAACAAUGAACAAUAACUUAAGAUUUAAGAUUUGGCUAACAAAAUACAGUUACUUUUAGAAGAAAAUGGAAAUCUAUAGAAGACCAUAGCAACUGAAAAGAGUCGAGAAUAUGAAGCUUAGGUAAUUUUGGAAGACAAGUUUUAGCAAAAAAUUAAAAUUAUUAAUGAAAACCAUUAAAAAGAAAUUAGAAAACUUAAGGAUUAAUAUUAAUGCUAACUUUAAGAAAAAACAGAAAUUAUUGAAACUCUUAAGGGCAAUCAGAAUCUAAAUAAUUCAAGUAAUUCUUUUUUAGAAGAAUUGAAUUUAGCCAAAAGUACAAUUUCGAAUUUAUAAUCGGAAAUAUCGACAUUAAAAUAAUCAAAAUAUAAGUCAGGAGAAAGUGAAGACCUUCAUUAAUAAUAUGAAAAAUUACUUAAAAAAAAUAAUUAGCUGGGUGAAUAGAAUUUCCAAUUAUAAUAGAAAAUAAGGAAAGAUGAAAUGAGUAACAAAGCCAAAAUUUCAGAUUUGGAGAAGGCCAAUUAAAAGUUAUUGGAAAUACAUUAAAUUAAUGAAACUAAAUUAGAAGAAUUAUAAUAAUAGCUGAAGCAAGUACCUACCAGAGUGAGAGAAAAAAGUAUGGAUGAUCUAAAAUUAAAAGGGGAACAAAUUAAAAUAAGUGAAUUAGAAAACAAAAUAAAGAAACUCCAAGAGAAGAUUGAACAAUAAAAUUUGGAAAUCAAAGAAAAGAAUUAAAAAAACAAUUAAUUAUAGGAGUAAGUUAAAUAGGCUAUUUAUGAGAAGGAUAACUCAAUUUAAUAGAUUAAGUUGGAAUGUGCUCAGGAACUUAAGUAAGUUCAAGAUCAAAUGAAAGUGGAAUUAUCUAAUUAACAAAAAUAGUACAAUGAUACUUAAAGAUAAAUUCAAGAUUAGAUGAAGAAGUCAUCAAUUGAGCAAUAAAAAUUGAAAUCUCAAGCAUUAAGAAAUUAGAAUGAAGUAAAAGCUUUAGAAAAUAGGAUUGCAAGUAUUCAUAAUCCUAAAUAAUAGGCUUGCUGAUUGAAAAUGAAUAAAUUAAAACUCAAAUGGAAAAAAUAAAAGCCUUGGGAGAAAAUAUGGCAAGGGAUAAAUAAACUUAGGAAGUAAAGAUUUAGGAAAAUUUAAAAGAAAUAGAAAUUUGGAAGGACAAAUAUGUGAAGAGUGUUUAAAAUGUAGAGAAAUUAAAUGAGAAAGCAUAAAAAGAAUAGUUAAGGGCAGAAGGUAUUUGGAUGUAAUAAAGAAAUUUUAAGGUUUAAAGGAAGAGAUUAAUAAAUUGAAUGAGCAAUUGGAACUGAUUAUGGAAUAAAAUAAUACUUUAGAGGAAUAAUUAUAGCAAGCGUAAUAAGAGUCUCGAGCUAUAAGAAAUCAAUUAGUGGAAGAAGUGAAAAAAGAAAGUGGCUCAGGAACCAAAUCUAAUGGCUCAAGCAUAUAAAAGGCAUGA
Messenger RNA from Paramecium sonneborni, 2095 nucleotides. Lineage: Eukaryota; Ciliophora; Oligohymenophorea; Peniculida; Parameciidae. The record is from the annotation of a GenBank genome assembly.